AUGAACGGAAAACACACAACUACCACGACCACGACUACUCCCGCGACCAAGAAUACUACUCCCGCGACCACGACAUCAACAACGACAAAGUCAUCGCGAACACCUCAACAGAGGUCAGAUGAGAUAUUGAAGAAUGUUACGAGGUUGUAUUACUCGGUCACUGUGGACAACUUUAAGCGCGAGCAAGAGUUGGAGGGUUUGAAGAGACAGCAGAGGGAUGUCCAGACAAAGAUUGAUGCGUUGGAGCGCACCACAACACAGUACAAACACAAUAGCGAUGCGGAACUGGACGCGCUCAAACGUAUGAUAGCCAAAGAGAGCGCCAGACAUAUCUUCAUGGAGACAAUGAUCAAACGGCUGCGGGAUGUCGCAGGGCCGAGCAAACAGCAGCAGCAGCAGGGCGUGAAUGGGCAGUACAACAGUCAACUUCGCGAGCUACUCGACUUUCAGAGCCAGAUAAACGCGACUCAGAAGAGCAUGGCCGAGUUGAUCAAGACAUCGACGGCCAAGGAGGAGCAUCUCGACAACUUUAUACGCGACCUGGAGAGCAGGGUGAGCGAGCUGGCAAAGCGACGCGAAGAGAUGGACCGCGCGGCAAAGAACAAGAAGGAGGUUGACCUGCUGAUACAACGUCUGGAGAAGGACAGCUCGACCAUGUCGCUCAAGGCCAGCGACAUCAUCGUCAACAUACAACGCUCGUAUGAGCGCACACAGGCGCCAGACGACCUCGAGCUGUCCGACCUCAAGCGCAAGCAUGCCGUGCACAACAACGUCGUUCAGCUGCUGCCCGGCUCGCCAGGGUCCCCGUCGUCGCGCCCGACUGUCGUGUCCCCCAGCCGCGACACUGGCUCCCCGACCAAGGACUUCCGGUCGAUCCUCCAGAGCCAAAAAUCCUCGCCAAACCAGACACAUCGAUCAUCGCCCAACCUGCACAAUGUAGUCGUCAGCUCAAACAACAAGACGCCAUUGUCCUCGAGUGGCGGCAUCAGUGCCAGUGCCAAGGACUCGGGCGUCAAAGUUGCCAAUGUUGGUGGCGGUGGCGCCAGCAACAGCAGCGAGAAUCUAAAGACCUCGAGCGCAGUUGGCUCCAAGGGCAGUGGCAAGCCUCAAUCGCCAGACAUUACAGCCGAGCGAUCAACACUAUCUCAAUCAAUCACCAUCCAGACCAAUCAAUACCCCAUCACACUGGAUAUUCAAGGCGAGCUACACUACAGCACAUACAGUCUGGCGCAAGACAUGAUUGGCUCGCUUCGCCAACGCUUCUUUGAGCAGCUUGGCCGCGCCAUCCUCGACCCCCUGGACAUCCGCACCGUGGACGACCUCUCCAUCAAGACAUCAUCACAUAUUUAUUUCUCCGACGAGAAGGCCUAUGUCAAGUACAUACCUUACUUCGCGGACCAAAUCAACCAGACAGACGACAAGUCACUCAAUCCUGUACUUUACAUUGUAUCAAAGAAACAUGAAACACUAUUUAACCAUCAGAUCAAUCAGAUCCUGGAGAACUACAACGAAUCAAUCAAGACAACCAACGAGGAGUCUAUUUACUUUAGGAACAAGAUGAUAAGCUUCCUAGACUCGAUAAACAAACAGAGAAAGAAACAGGAUGGCGAGAUCAAGUCAUUCAGAGGCCCAAUGCUCAAUCUUAUUAGCAAGCUGCGAACAGAGACACAGGCAUCCAACUCAUUGAGCAACAGUGGCAAUUACUCAAAGACCAUGCCAAACCUGACAUCACAGGCACAGCAGCAGAUCAUACAGAUGGCCAAUCAGCUGUCACCGCGAGGUGCCGGCUCUGGUCAAACACUGAGCAGCUCCACCGAGAUAUCAAACGCAACAUUCAACGACCUGAGCGGGUGGAAGUCAUGCUCGCCGUCCAAUCGCCAGACAAGCACUGCGUCACACGCAGGCAUCUGCACGAUCCGCAUAUUCAUAAGUCACGACAUCAUCAAGACAUUCCAGUGCCACGUGCAGACAUCUGUGGGCGACCUCAUCGACAGCAUAUACUCCAAGUUUGCCAAGAUCAUCCAGAUGUCGCACAAGGUGUCGGCGACUCUGCCAUUACACGAACUCAAGACGAUGUUUGUGUACAAGAUCCGAGGCCUUGAGAUCUUCCUGCUCAAUCAAUCGAUGCCGCUGUCGUCCAUCGACUUUAUCAACACAAAGUCGCGUCGUCAGAAGAAGAUCGACCUGCUGCUCAUCCCCAAGAGCUCGAUGGACGCCGUGCAGCAGCAGACGCUGGCCGCGGCCAACUUUGACUACCUCCAGAUGAACAAGCCACACUCGCGCGAGUCGCUCGAGAUGGACCUAGACGACUAUGCGCUCGACCCCUCCACGCCCAACCUCUCGCACUCAGUCACAAAGCGAUUCCGUCUACGCAUUGGCGGCCUCAAGAACUUCUACACUGAGAAGAACCCCGGCCUGUCGCCGGCGCGCUCGCCACGCCUCUACAUCUGCUGCCAGAUGUACCACUGCGGCUAUCCGAUUGGCGAAGAGAUGCAGUCCACACAACUGCCACUCACGUCCAACCCGUCUUGGCUCACAUGGGUGGAGAACGGACCUUCGUACAACAACAUCCCCUCCAACACGACCAUGUGCCUGCAGAUCAAGGCCAAGCAGUCAGGCGUGCGCGAGGACGUUGUGGUGGGCUGGGUCAACUUCCGCGUGUGGAACUACCAGAACCGUCUCAACUCGGGCUUCCACUGCCUCAGCACGUGGGACACCAAGCCAGACCCGAUCGGCACGCUUCAUGAGAACCACACUAAGCCCGACGCCAUCACGCUCUCCUUUGAGAUCGAGAUGACGGCGCCGCCCAUCAUAUAUGCGCCUCUGCCCAGUCCCACGGCGUCCCUAUCGAGCGCGAUGGCGUCCAAGCAGCAGCAACUCACCAACAACAUCAACAACAGCAACCUCCAGCUGUCGUUUAGCGAGAUGCAAGCGCUGACGGCCAUCAUUGAGAAGGACCCGCUGUCGGACCUGACGCAGGAAGAGCAGGACCUGUGUUGGAAGCAUCGAUUCUAUUGCAAACACAUACCAAAGUCCACGGCCAAGGUUAUCCUGUCUGUGCCCUGGAACACGCCGGCGUGUGUGCAAGAGCUGUACCAUCUGCUUGCCGACUGGUCGGCCAUGGAGCCCGUCGACUGCCUCGAGCUCCUGAGCUCCAAGUUCCUCGACACCGAGGUGCGUCGCUUCGCCAUCCGCAACCUGCGCCGCAUCACUGAUGCCGAGCUGUCGCUCUACCUUCCCCAGCUGGUGCAGGCGCUCAAACAUGAGCCCAACCACUACUCCAUCCUGGCACGCUUCCUACUUCGUCGCGUGCUACUCAAUCGCCAGCAGAUUGGACACGUCUUCUUCUGGCAGAUCAAGGCCGAGAUCUCCAAUCUGAACCAGGCCACUCACUCUGAGUGGGUAGAGCGCUACUCCCUGAUCCUGGAGGCAUUCCUCAAGGGCAGUACCACACGCAUGGGCGACAUAUUCAAACAGUUUGAGUUCUACACCAAGAUCAAGGAUGUGGCGAUUGGCGUCAAGGCAGUGCCGGCCACCAAGCACAGGGACUAUCUGGGGACCGCGCUCAACGCUCUCAAGCUGGCCAACGACUUCCAACUGCCCAUCAACCCAGAGCUACGCGCCAGAGGCAUCGAGGCCAGCUCAUGCAAGGUCAUGCACUCCAAGACCCUCCCUCUCUGGAUGUCCUUCUUCAAUCAUGACCCACUUGGAGACAACAUCACCACCAUCUUCAAGGCAGGUGAUGACCUACGCCAAGACCAGUUAACCAUUCAGAUGAUCGACCUCAUGGACAGAAUGUGGCUAGCGGAAGGCAUUGACCUCCAGACCAUUAGUUACAAGUGUAUUGCGACAGGUCCUUUUGAAGGAAUGAUUGAGGUGGUCGGUGAAGCGAUGACCAUUGCCGAGAUCCAGAAGCUCUCGGGUGGUAUUACAGCUGCCUUCUCUGAGACUGCCAUCGCCAGUUGGUUGAAACAAGUCAAUCCAUCCGAGUUUGAGUACAACGUUGCCGUCGAGAACUUUGUCAGAUCAUGUGCAGGCUGUUGCGUGUACACCUUUAUCCUUGGCAUUGGCGAUCGUCACAAUGAUAACAUCAUGAUUACCAAGUCUGGUCAUCUAUUCCAUAUCGACUUUGGUAGAUUCCUUGGCAAUGUACAGACUUGGAACGGUAUCAAACGAGAGAGGGCACCAUUCGUAUUCCCUCCUUCCUUUGCUCAUAUCAUUGGUGAACACUUCAAGACGUUUGAGGAUCUUUGUGGCAAGGCCUACAACAUUAUUCGAAAGAAGGCGCAUAUAUUCUUGAACUUGUUCCUCAUGAUGGUGUCGACUGGAAUGCCUGAACUUAGUCACAGGGAUGACAUUAUAUACCUUCGCGAUGCUUUGGCACUCGACCUCAACUCUGAGCAAGCCACUGCCAAGUUCUCUGAGAUGAUCCAAGAGAGUUUGAAGACCAGGGCAACCGGUGUCAACUUUGCUGUCCACAUCCUUGCCAAUCCCAACUAG
Molecule: messenger RNA, 4500 nt
Organism: Acytostelium subglobosum LB1
Lineage: Eukaryota; Evosea; Eumycetozoa; Acytosteliales; Acytosteliaceae
Exons: 8
Coding region: 1-4500 (1499 amino acids)
Biological process (GO): cell migration; phosphatidylinositol 3-kinase/protein kinase B signal transduction; phosphatidylinositol-3-phosphate biosynthetic process
Cellular component (GO): phosphatidylinositol 3-kinase complex; plasma membrane; cytoplasm
Molecular function (GO): 1-phosphatidylinositol-3-kinase activity; 1-phosphatidylinositol-4-phosphate 3-kinase activity
Source: RefSeq, a predicted model, not a curated record